AUGCCAUUCACGCCUAUCAAUACGUCCCUGGGGGCGCUGCUUUUAUACCAGGGCUCAUACGGGCUACUGCAAAACAAUGGCCGGGUGUUCGGUAUCUCGUCUCUCCUGUCAGGCUGCGUGGGAAACCCCAACACACAAAAUGUCCCUGUGAUACUUGGAAUGGUAUCGAGCAUUGUCCCGGUCUACCUGCUGGCACCGUCACUCUUACCUCCAUAUGCUACUCCGCCGGCAACAUGGGGAGCUGCACUUGCACUCGCUGGAAUUGGUUUCCUGGUUGGAUGGGGAACGAAGAAUGGUAACGGAUGCACAUCCGGACAUAUGCUCUGUGGUAUAUCUCGAAUAUCACCACGGUCUUUCAUUGCAACUGGAAUCUUCUUUAUCACCGCACUGGUCACUGCAAAUCUUGGAAUUGGGGCGACGGUCUCGCCUCCACCAGAUGGACGCCCAGCUUACUUGCCUGUCUACCCAUCCAUAGACGAAGUUGCAUUCAUGUUCUCUACCGUUGCCAUUUCCCAGGCAUUCAAUUCAUUCCUAGUUCCAGCUCUGUUGCCCCGUUACACCAAUUCAAACGUGGUCUACAGCUGCAUUGCAGGGCUCCAAUUCGGUCUAGGCUUGCUUAUAACUGGCAUGGCGAAUCCAGAGAAGGUCCUUGGUUUCUUCCACUGGUUUGAUCCUUCCAAGUUCGAUCCAUCUCUUGCGCUUGUCAUGGUAUUCGGUGUCGGGCCCAGUCUUUUGUCUUAUUUAUAUAUGAAAACUGAAUACGGCAACGAAGAUGGUAUGAAACCACCGCUUCUGGCUGACCGAUUCAGCCUACCAACUGCUACAAUAGCAGAUAUUGAUUGGAGGUUUGUGGUUGGUUGCGUUGCGUUUGGUAUUGGAUGGGGACUGAGUGGUGUUUGCCCUGGUCCUGGAUUGCUGAGAUCGGCUCUCUCGCCGCUUUGGGGAGCACCAUGGCUCGCUGGCUUCUGGCUGGGUAGCCUCCUCGGUAUUUGA
This is a messenger RNA of Trichophyton verrucosum HKI 0517, 993 nucleotides long. RefSeq lists its product as uncharacterized. The record is from RefSeq and is a predicted model, not a curated record. The transcript has 2 exons. NCBI's taxonomy places the organism in Eukaryota, Fungi, Ascomycota, Eurotiomycetes, Onygenales, Arthrodermataceae. Bases 1 to 993 code for a protein of 330 amino acids. Gene Ontology annotation, cellular component: plasma membrane.